Messenger RNA from Cooperia oncophora, 474 nucleotides. Lineage: Eukaryota; Metazoa; Nematoda; Chromadorea; Rhabditida; Trichostrongylidae. The record is from the annotation of a GenBank genome assembly.
AUGCUGAACAGUCGAUUUGAAACGACCUACGUCGCACCAUCGCACGUCAUCAUACGUGACGUGAACACCGGUACCAAAACAAAUUUGGUGUCACAGAAGGGCUAUGCAAUCGAAAACCUCAAGAUGAUGGGAAAAGAUCGCUAUGUGAUCGCGUAUACAACAUCGUCGCUGAUCUUGGCCGACAAUGAAACAGGGCUCGCAUCAGAAAUCGACUGGCAAUCGGGUGGCAAUGAAAAAUUUUAUUUUGAAUUCCAACAUGUAUGCGUAAUUGUAAAUGUCGGUGAGAUAACGGUCGUCGAAUAUGGUAUUGAUGGGCCACUCGGUUGGGUAAGAACUGAACUGACCAGCCGCCAUCUAAUCAGUGUGAGUGUCACCAAAGGAGGUCCGAGUUCAACACCGAUGAAGAAAAUCGCUUACCUCACAGAUCCUACCUCAUUAACCAUCAGUACGUCCGAUUUCCUUUAUGAUUUUUAA